Molecule: messenger RNA, 2436 nt
Organism: Neltuma alba
Lineage: Eukaryota; Viridiplantae; Streptophyta; Magnoliopsida; Fabales; Fabaceae
Product: armadillo repeat-containing protein 8
Exons: 9
Coding region: 68-2038 (656 amino acids)
Biological process (GO): proteasome-mediated ubiquitin-dependent protein catabolic process
Cellular component (GO): GID complex
Molecular function (GO): protein binding
Source: RefSeq, a predicted model, not a curated record
UCGAUUGCUUCUUCUCGUCCGGCUUGCAUGAUCUUCCUUCAUCGCCACCGUCGACGACACUAACACCAUGCCUACCCCCUCCUCCACCACACGUAUCUCUUCGGAUCUCAUCCUCAACCGCCUUACCUCCACUGAUCCCGAAAUCAAGCUCAAAGCCAUCAGAGAGGUCAAGAACCGCAUCAUCGGGAACCCAACUAAGAAGCUUUCCUACAUCAAGCUCGGUGCAGUCCCUGUUAUUGCUGAUGUCCUCGCCGAAGCCGACGCCGAUUCCGCUUGUGGCUCCAACCUUAUUGUGCAAUCCGCCGCGGCACUCGGCAGCUUUGCCUGUGGCGUUGAGGCUGGCGUCCGUGCUGUUCUCGAUGCCGGCGCGUUCCCUCAUUUGAUCAGGCUUCUCUCUACCGUCGACGAGAAGAUUGUAGAUGCCACUGCGCGUUCUUUACGAAUGAUCUAUCAAUCAAAACUAUCUCCAAAGUAUGAUUUUUACCAGGAGGAAAACAUGCAACUUCUUCUUUCCAUUUUGGAUACUGAGAAUGAGAAUCUGUCAGGACUUGGUGCAAGUAUUAUCAUUCAUUCUUGUGAGAACAUUGCAGAGCAAAAUAUAUUAUGCCAUGCUGGUGCAUUAGAGAAACUUACUAGCCUCCUUGAUGGUUCUCUAAUUCAGCGAGAAGCCAGUCUAGAGGCUCUAGCUGCAAUUCUUAAAAAUAAUUCAGAAGCCGUCUCAAAGUUUUUGGACCUUCAAAAUGGAAGAGCUUUAAGUUCUGUAGUAGAAUUAGUUAAGGACAGAUAUUCUCGGACAAGAUUUCUAGCUUGCUUGUGCUUGAUUUCUGUGAACAUUUCUUUUUCUUGCUAUCAGCAAGACAAGAGAAUUAAAAUCAAAUUGAUACAUACUUUGCUUGAGCUUCUUGAUGAUCAUGGUCAAGUUGGAGAUGAAGCUUCUUUUGCUUUCUCAAGUUUAAUUGCUGGGAAGGAAGAUUUACAGAAGCUGGCAUUCGAGGCAACUGCCAUAGAUAAGUUCCACAAUAGCUUGCAAUAUCAUCUGUUACAACCGAGACGCCUUGAAGGGAUAUUUCUGGCUCUGGCUGAUCUUUGCUCAAAAUUGGAAUGCUGCAGGUCUAAGUUUCUUUCAUUGCAGGUCUUGAAUUUUGUAAUCGAUGCUCUAACUCAUGAUAAUGCAAAUGUACGUGCUGCAGCUUGUGUUUGCUUGAGAAGCGUCACUCGCUCAAUCAAGAAUUUGACCGCAGGCCACUUUAUGAAUGAAAGGGUGAUCAUUCCUUUGGUACAGCUUCUAUCUGAUCUUUCAAUCUCUGUUCAGGUUGCAGCCCUUGGUGCUAUCAGCAACAUAGUGGUUGGCUUUACACCUCGUAAGUCAAUAUUCAUGCAGUGUGGAGGCAUUAAAGAACUUGUUCAAUUGACCAAGUCAGUGGAUUUGUCUUUAAGGUUAAAUGCUAUAUGGGCCUUGAGGAAUAUGGUAUUCCUUGCCGAUAGAAUGUGUAAGCAAGAAAUUUUUAUGGAGCUGACAGCAUCUUCAGUAGCUGGUCUUAUCUGUGAUCCUGAGCCUUCUGUUCAAGAAAAAGCCCUUGCCCUUGUUCGUAAUUUUGUUGAUGGCUGUAUAGAUUCUAUUGAAUAUGCUUUUGCUGAAGAUGGUAUCAUAUUAGAUGCUGUUGGAAGGCAGCUAAGAAAAGCUUCAAACCUUGAGAUUGGGAUGCAGGGGAUGUAUGUACUCAGCAAUAUUGCGAGUGGGAAUGAGUUUCAAAAGGAAGCUGUGAUGCAUCAACUCUUUCCACAACCAGAGAACGAAUGCCACUCUUUCUUUAACCGGUUUUUGCAGAGUACUGACAACCACCUACGCACAGCUGCACUUUGGGUUGUAGUGAAUCUCAGCUUCCCAUCAAGUCCAGGUGCAUUUGAUCGGAUUAUGAAACUGCGUAAAUUUGGCAUAAUUUCUCAACUGAAAACGAUGAUCAAUGAUUCUUGCUUGGAUGUGAAGCUUCGAGCAAGACAUGCUCUCGGGCAUACUAGGACUUUCGGUGAUAACUAAAUAAAAUCAAACCCCCUGCGUUCCAAGCCCCUGUGCUGCAUGCAAACAACAGAAAUAUUGCUCAAAUGUGUUUUCUCUUGUAUUUACACCUUGUAUAUGCGGUGCUGCAAAUGGCUUCAAUUGUUUUUGAGCCAGUCAGAGCAGUGAGAAAGCUUUUCAAUUUUGGAAGCACUCCUGACCAGGUUACGCCAAUACCACUUGUUAGAGUGUUAGGAGGUACUGGGCCAAGAGGCUGUGAUAUGUAUAUAUAUGGUAUUCAUACAUUCUGUACACUCAGUCUUUUCCAAAACUUUAAUCGUUAAAUAAUUCUGUUCUUUUCAAUCAACAGACAAACUCCUAUUGAAACAGAUAGAAAUAAGAAAAAUAAAAUUAGAAGUAAAUCUAAACCAUUUAUUUCA